CACCGCCGCUAAUGCCCGCCUCGACGGCGGAGCCGGGACCGCAUCCCCGCCCCGCGCUCCUCCCCGCCGCGUGGCUUUCGCCCCUCGGCGGCCGCUCUGGCCGAGUUUUUCCCUUCAUACCUGCUUUCCUCACUUCUUCCCUGCCUCGCCUGGUGAGGCUAUGGCUGCUUCCGAUGCCGGUCGGCACCCGCAAAAUGAUGACUAUCGAACUUUGUCCUUGUCUGCGCACGUGGGGUUUGAUAGUUUACCUGACCAGCUGAUUAAGAAAUCCAUCAAGCAGGGCUUCUCCUUCAAUGUUCUUUGCAUUGGAGAAACUGGAAUUGGAAAAUCAGCCUUGAUAAACAGUUUGUUUAACAGCAAUUUUGAGGACCCUCCAUCAACACAUUUUCUGCCAAGUGUACAACUUAGAACCCAGACUUACGAACUUCAGGAGAGUGAUGUUCUUUUGAAGCUGACCAUUGUAAAUACAGUGGGAUUUGGUGACCAGAUGAACAAAAGAGAUAGCUAUCAACCAGUAGUGGAUUAUAUAGAUGCACAAUUUGAAGCCUAUCUCCAGGAAGAACUGAAAAUUAUACGUUCUUUAUUUAGCUACCAUGAUACUCGCAUCCAUGUCUGCCUCUAUUUCAUCUCACCUACAGGCCGUUCCCUAAAAACCCUAGAUUUGUUAACCAUGAGAGGCCUAGACAGUAAGGUGAACAUUAUACCAGUUAUAGGCAAAGCAGACAGCAUUUCUAAAACUGAGCUUCAGGAGUUCAAGAGCAAAAUAAUGAGUGAAUUAGUUAGUAAUGGCAUCCAGAUAUACCAGUUUCCAACUGAUGAUGAAACUGUUUCUGAAAUUAAUACCAUCACGAAUGGUAAUUUGCCUUUUGCUGUAGUAGGAAGUAUGGAAAAGAUUAAUAUUGGAAACAAAAUGGUGAGAGCUCGUCAGUACCCUUGGGGCAUUGUAAAAGUGGAAAAUGAGAGCCACUGUGACACUGUAAAGCUUCGCAAGAUGCUUUGCACAAAUAUGGAAGACUUAAGAGAGAAGACUCACGCACAACAUUAUGAACUGUACAGACGCUGCAGACUGGAAGAGAUGGGUUUCAGAGACAUUGACCCCGAGACCAAACCAGUCAGGCUUCCAUGCUUUCAGUCUUAUGCAGACAGAGAAACUGUACGUCACAGCUAUGCUUCUUCAGAAAGUCUACAGGAAGCCUGUGAGGCAGAGAGGCAUAAGUUCUACCUUGAACUGCAAAGAAAAGAGGAGGAGAUUAAAAAACGAUUUGUGCAGAGAGUGAAGGAGAAAGCAGCAAUGUUGAAAGAGGCAGAGCAAAAGGUACAAACUAAGUUUGAAUGUCUUAUGCUAAUACAUCAAGAAGAGGAACUGAAAUUAGAGGAGAAGAAAAAAGUUCUAGAAGAUGAAAUAGCUGAGUUUAUUGAGAAGAAAGCUACGGCUGAAUUGCUUCAAUCACAAGCACCUGUCUCCACCCCUAUUGUUAAUUUGAAGAGACAAGGACUGCAGAAAAACCAAGAUUUUCAACUUGAACUCCAAUGCUUUGAUGUCAGAGAUGAAGGAACUAUGAACGUUCAAGAACAGAGCGAGAGGGAAAGUGAGGAGGAGGAGUUAGAGAGAGAAAUUCACCCAGGGAAUUCCAGAAAUAGUAUUUGAUUGCAGCACUCAACGCUUUGAAUGUAGGGUAUGUUAGUAGUUUUAUGAAGUGGUCUGACUGCUGUUGUCCCAUAAUAUUAGAUGUGUCUUCCUAAUGCAGAUUUUUUAGAGAAGAGAUUGAUAAAAUUGGUUAUGAAAAUACAAGGAGUGCAGAAUAUGACAUGCUAAAGAUUUCACUUCCUUCUCUUCCACCCACUUGUUUUUU
Lepidothrix coronata (blue-crowned manakin) is the source of this 1853-nucleotide messenger RNA. It is a transcript of the gene SEPTIN10, whose product is annotated as septin 10. The transcript has 11 exons. NCBI's taxonomy places the organism in Eukaryota, Metazoa, Chordata, Aves, Passeriformes, Pipridae. Gene Ontology annotation, biological process: cytoskeleton-dependent cytokinesis. The record is from RefSeq and is a predicted model, not a curated record. Gene Ontology annotation, cellular component: cell division site; septin ring; septin complex. Gene Ontology annotation, molecular function: molecular adaptor activity; GTPase activity; GTP binding. The coding region runs from base 161 to 1648 and encodes 495 amino acids.